Messenger RNA from Tauraco erythrolophus (red-crested turaco), 1407 nucleotides. The record is from RefSeq and is a predicted model, not a curated record. NCBI's taxonomy places the organism in Eukaryota, Metazoa, Chordata, Aves, Musophagiformes, Musophagidae.
AUGCCAUUCGGGGCGGUGCUGGCGCAGGUCGGGGGGUUGGGCCGCUUCCAGGUGCUGCAGACGGCGCUGCUGGUGGUGCCCAUCCUGCUCAUGGCCAGUCACAACCUGCUGCAGAACUUCACCGCCGCCGUCCCCCGCCACCGCUGCCGCAGGUCUUCUGAUGGCACCUCGGGGUCUUCUGAUGGCACCUUAGGGUCUCCUGGUGCCACCCUGAAGUCCCCUGAUGGCAGCUUGGGGUCCCCCGAUGACACCCAUGGUGCCACCCACAUCACGCUCGAUGACGAUGGUACCCAUCUCCAGCCUGAUGCCACCUUGGGGUCCUCCAAUGGCACCCUGGGACCCGCUGGUGACACCCUGGGGUGGUCCAAUGGCACCCUGGGGUCCUGCUGGCGCUACGUGGCCUUGUCCCUCGUCAAUGGCAGCGCCGGCCCCCGGCCCACUGAGCCGUGCCACGACGGCUGGGACUAUGAACGCGGCAUCUUCACCUCAUCCUCAUCCCCGUAGUGGGACCUGGUCUGCAGCUACCGGCAGCUCCGGCAGAUGGCCCAGUCCAUCUACAUGGCCGGGGUCCUGGUGGGCGCCCUGGUCCUGGGAGGCCUCUCGGACAGGUUUGGGCGCAAGGCCAUGUUGAUGUGGUCCUACCUGCAGCUGGGGGUGAUGGGGACGUGCACGGCCUUUGCCCCCAACUACGCGUCCUACUGUGUCUUCCGCUUCGCCGGCGGAAUGGCCCUCUCCGGCUUCGGCCUCAGCAUCGCCUGCCUGGUGGUGGAGUGGAUCCCCACGCCCUACCGUGCUGUCACCGUGGCCAUCACCGGCUUCGCCUACACCCUGGGCCAGAUCCUGCUGGCGGGCAUGGCCUACGCCGUCCCCCACUGGCGCUGGCUCCAGCUCACCGUCUCCGUCCCCUUUUUUGUCUUCCUCCUCUACUCCUGGUGGUUGGCCGAGUCUGCCCGUUGGCUGGUGCUCUCAGGGAAGGCCGAGAGGGCCGUGAAGGUCCUUCAGCGAGUGGCCACCAUUAACAAGAAAAAGGAGGAAGGGGAGAAGCUCACGGUGGAGAUCUUGAAGUCCAACAUGAAGGAGGAGUUGGCUGGUCUGAAGUCCUCCUACACCGUCUCUGACCUUGUCCGGACCCCGGUCAUCCGUCACAUCUUCUUCUGCCUCUCCAUCGUCUGGUUCUCCAUCAGCUUCUCCUACUACGGGCUUGCCAUGGACCUGCAGAACUUUGGGGUCAGCAUUUACCUCAUCCAGGUGAUUUUCGGCGCCGUGGACUUCCCGGCCAAAGUGGUGGUGACCAUCUCCGUGAGCUACAUCGGCCGGCGGGUGUCGCUCAUGGUGACCCUCUUCUUCGCUGGGCUGGUCAUCGUUGCCAACAUCUUUGUCUCCACAGAGCUGCAGACGCUGCGCACG